Messenger RNA from Penicillium concentricum, 444 nucleotides. RefSeq lists its product as uncharacterized. The coding region runs from base 1 to 444 and encodes 147 amino acids. The record is from RefSeq and is a predicted model, not a curated record. The transcript has 2 exons. Lineage: Eukaryota; Fungi; Ascomycota; Eurotiomycetes; Eurotiales; Aspergillaceae.
AUGGCUAUCACGGGCUACUUCAUUGAUGAGGACUGGAACUAUCGUGAGAUUUUACUUGGCUUCCAGCCACUCCAAGGAGCUCACUCAGGUGCUAAUUUGAGCGCGGUUCUCUUGAAAACUUUCCAACAACAUCAAAAUGUUGAUCGGGUACUGGCCGUGACAACUGAUAAUGCAUCAAACAAUAACACUUUGAUCACUAGUAUCCAGGAGUCAAUUCAGACACUCGAGCUUGAUGAGCAGAUUACUAUAAUCCGCAUUCCAUGUAUCGCACAUGUGAUUCAGCUCAGCCUCAAUAAGCUUCUCAGUCGGAUCCAAGUCAACCCAAAAAUUCAAGUAGUGGAAAGAGAUAGUCGGAGAGUCGGUCUCAAGCGCUUCAAUCGAAUCAACAUUCGUGGUUUAGCAGCUUUCAUCAAUGGAAGCCCACAACGCCAAGAUGCUUUCUAA